AUGGAGGCCUGCGAGCGGGAGCUCGGGAGCUGGGGGAGUCCGGGUCGGAAAGGAAGCUUUAGCACGCGGAGGAAAGGGCGGUGGGCGUCCCCACCCCCUCCGGGGACCGAGGCCCGAGAGCUGGCGAGGCUGGCGGCGCGCCGCGGCGCGGGUGGAACCACGGGGCAGCAGCGCCUCCUGCAGGUGCCUGGCGCCUCCGCAGUAGCCGCGCCGCGCGGUCUCUUAAGGUGGAACCAGCCUCGUUCCCCACCCGCGCUUUUGGCUCUUCCGCAACAGUGGUUCCACCCGCUGCCAAUCUCCCUCCCGAAACGGGCCUUGACUGUCCAGAAUGGUCGGAGCGUGUUGGCCCCCGCUGCUAUUUCCUUGACCCCUUGGCCCCACUUCCUGCAGCACCUCAUCCGAGGGAGCCCCGGUAUCGAUUUGGACGAUCACAAUUGA
Zalophus californianus (California sea lion) is the source of this 438-nucleotide messenger RNA. RefSeq lists its product as uncharacterized. The transcript is spliced from 2 exons. Bases 1 to 438 code for a protein of 145 amino acids. The record is from RefSeq and is a predicted model, not a curated record. NCBI's taxonomy places the organism in Eukaryota, Metazoa, Chordata, Mammalia, Carnivora, Otariidae.